Molecule: messenger RNA, 4651 nt
Organism: Neodiprion fabricii
Lineage: Eukaryota; Metazoa; Arthropoda; Insecta; Hymenoptera; Diprionidae
Product: protein yellow-like
Exons: 1
Coding region: 427-1728 (433 amino acids)
Cellular component (GO): extracellular region
Source: RefSeq, a predicted model, not a curated record
CGUGUCUUUCUCAGUUGAACCGCGGAAGCCACUUGCGCCGGACAUCGCUUAGCUCGCAGCUAUCCCUUCACCUGCAGAUUUUGGUCGUCCUACAUCUGCAAUCAAACUCAGUGCCGGCGAUAUGUAUUAGAUAACAGUUGAGACACGGUACGAGUUUUCCCGUGCGAGGUUACAGAUAAUCGGAAUUGAAUUUAACCGUAGAAAGGACCAAGUUACAAGAUCGAGAGGUUCGAGAAGGGCAAGAAACAAGUGUCCUGUGCGGGUUUACAUAUCGACUCGAGUUAUAAUACGGAGUGAAGAGGUCGGUUAGGCCUGCAGUGUCUUGGUAAAAUUAUUCUGUAACGUGCAUUGAUCGUGUAUAGUGUAAAUCUGUUCAGAAGAAUAAGAAAGGACAACUUGAGUCGGUCCUGCAUUUCGAAAGAUAAAAUGCUCAGGCUCGCGUUGCUCGCUUGUCUAACGACGACGUUUGUCGUCGCACACGCGCCGUUCUCAGUGAUCUUCCAAUGGAAGACCAUAAGUUACAACUGGCCGCCGGAAUACUCCGAAAAGGACGCUCGUUACCACUACAUACCGGAGAACAACCCAAUCGCUGGUAUUAAGUUGUGGAAGGAUAACAUGUACCUGACGAUACCUCGGUGGAAGAGCGGGGUUCCAGUCACCCUUGCAAGGACACCGUCAACUCCGGUGAAGGACGAGAGAGGCUUGAACAUCACCAAGCCGAAGCUGGACGCUUAUCCGAGCUGGGACAUGCAGUUGGCGGGCGAUUGCAACGCGUUCCAAUCAGUGCAGAGCAUGGAGAUCGACCCUCAGGGUAGAAUGUGGGUCCUGGACACGGGAAGAACCGAGACGAUGGGCGAACAUCCGACUGCCAAGUGUCCGCCACGUCUGGUUAUAUUGGACCUGGAUAACGGAGGUGCGGUUUUGAAGGAAUUCAAAUUCCCCGACGAUGUCGCUCGCCACAACUCUUCCUACUUAAACGACAUCGUUCUCGACCAUCAGAACGGCGGCUACGCCUACAUAUCGGACAGCGGACUCGAACCCGCGAUCAUAGUUUACUCCCUGAAGGACGACAAGGCUCGGAAGGUCACCCACGAUACCAUGAAGGCUCAACCCGAUGCGGUGAGGUUUGUGGUCGCAGGCACAAACGUCAUCCAGUCCGUCAACGUCGACGGCAUCGCUCUUUCGCCCCCGGGACCAAACAGGACGCUUUACUACUCGCCGCUGUCUUCGUUCAAUCUCUACUCCAUUCCCGUCGAGGUCUUGCAAAACAGCUCGAUAAUCGACGUUCAAAAUUACGUCGUAGAUCUGGGCAACAAAAUUUCACAGAGCGACGGUAUGGUCAUGUCAAACACCGGUGUUCUUUACUACGGUCUUUUGGCCGACGACGCCAUCGCUAUGUGGAACACUUCGACAAGUCAGCCCUUCGCUACCGGACGGAGAACCAUCUCCAGGGAUCACCUUCUCACCCAGUGGCCCGACACUUUCGGUUUCGACGAAAAGGCUCGACUUUGGUGCGUCGUCAACAGUCUUCAGAACUUUUUGAACGAUAAGGUCGAUGUAACUCAGUAUAACUACAGAAUCAUAUCCAGUAACGCUAUGCAGAGGAGUUAUCAGUACUUACCCAACAACACGGCUCCGGAACUUCCAGUUAUCACUGCCGCUGCUGGUCAAAUUCGAAUCGCGAUGUCCACCGUAUUUACCAUCCUUCUCGUCUUUCUAGCGUGUUAAUUUUUUCCGUUAAACAAUUCCGUGCGACGAAAAAACACCGUGGACGUUAAUAUUCCUACUCAACUAUAAUAUCGUAUUACGUAUAUGUAUGUUAUAUUAUAUAUAUUGUACAUGUUAUACAUUAAUUAUACCUAGUAUACUAAAAUUAUACGACACCGUUGAACCUCCGUCAGAAAAUUAUACUUACAAAAUGCUCGUUCGCAAAUAUAAACGGGUAUUAAAAAGCACGAAUCCAGUAUCGUCUCACUUACGAUUUGCCCGACUUUGUACCAAUAAUUGGUACACCGUCACAAAGUAUUUUGACAGCUCCUAGUUGAUCAAAUUGGGAUGACAUGGAGUUGGAAAUAUUAUAAUUUAGAGUUCUUUUCCGAUAUGGCGAAGCCCGAUAGUCGUUCACUCGCACUCUCUAGCUGCGACCUGCAGUUAUAAUUGUAGUAUUUUAUACAAAUUAUCGAUAUCGAAAAUUGUGUUGUGAAACUGUCAUGUAAGUGCUUUACCUAAAAGUCAGUUUUCCAGUAUUAGUUACCGAUUGGAUGCGGAUUCAGCUGUCACGAUCAAUUCCAAUCUAUCAGAGCGUGCAUCUAUGUUACAUUCCGUCGAUAUGCUGCGCUCACGUAUUACUCCAUUUGUUUCCACAUAUAUUUAGGAUAACCCGCUAGUUGUACACGUAUGCUACCAUGUGCGGAAACCUCGUUAUAACUACCUGUUGCUUUAUGUAACUACGCUACGUAGGAUAAUAGUUCGCAGGAAAAACGAAUAAUAUUAUACUAUAAUAUGUUAGUAAAAGUAUAAGAAAAAGUCUGUCACAUAUACAUGUAUCUUAUCUUAAAUAUGUUGGGUAGUUCGAUUGGAAAACUUGUCGUAUACGGCCAAACAUCCUCUCUAUAGGAUGUCUCUUGAACCCAAUUUUAAAAGCUCAUUUCGAAAAUUUCUCCACAAAAUGCUUCCAGUAUCAACGUCGUAUCGUUAAAUGCGGCUAAUUUCAGUACGUUAUAAUGAUAAAAAAAAAAAAAAAACGGUGUCUUUCCCAUGCUGUUUAAAUAGAACAAUGUCGAAUUUCGACGUUGACCUUUUAAAAUUAGACCCAAACGACAAUCUCCCGAGUUCUAUUUUUUUUUUUUUGGCACAAGUUUUUCAAACGACUGGCGAAAAGAGAACGUUUCGUCCCAACUUAGCACCUUGUCAAUAUAAUUAUAUAAGAAUAAGCUUACGAUAUAUAUGUUAACACAGAAAAGCUGUAUAUAUUUAAAUUAUACGAAGAAGGAAAUAGAAAAUCCACAAAUCGCGACGAUGUUGCUAGCAUUUGAGAAAUCAAACGAUUAUAUUGGAAACGUAUUUAUUGUAGUCAAUCACAUGAAAAAGAAAAUGAAAAAAAACGAAACUAACGCACAAUUCGCACGCGCUAAUCACCCAAUUAUAUAUUCUUCCAACGCAUCUACUUAAGCCUACAUAAAUUUACACAAAUGUAUGUGAUAAACGAAUACAUAGGUAUAUUAUUUGUUCGUAGUUAGGAACAUCGACUCGCUGAUAAUAGCCUUGAUUCCCUUAAAGUGUGGAUAGGUGUAUGAAAAAGUGACCGCGUAAUGUUUCAUGGCCAGCCGUAACGUUCUUGAAUCUGGAAUUGUGCGUGUUAUGUAAUUAUGCGAUUUAUUCGAUCCAUGAAGAACAUUAUUUCAUUCUUUGUUAUGGCCAAGGAGACACUUGAUUCAGUUUUAUUGUUGAAACCGUUGGGUCAAGGUUGGUCUAUAUAUGAUGUAACCAAUAUUUCAACGCCGUUACUCGUUCACCAAUUCAUCCUUACGGUCUAAUUUACAACUAACAGGUCUAACUUCAUUACGCUUUCACCCUUGGUGUGCAAUACACGAGUAAAAUGUAAAUUUUCACACCUUUCGUGUUAUAUCUACACUCAAAUAAUUGCUUCGAUUUACGAUUAGAUCAAGGCCUGUUUCACCGGAGCAAAAAUUGACACCGCCAUUGAGUGUUUAGUGAUUAUUUACAUUUUAUAGAACGGUUGCGAGAGAUAUUCAAGUUCAAAAAGAGAUGCCUGUAAUCCUAAAUUAGUUCUCAUAACUACCAAUGAUUAAAUUUACGAUUAUUAAUCUAGAAUUUUAUUUUAAUAUUAUUGAUUUCAACGUGAUUUCGAAGAUUACGAAAUGGUUUCGAAUGAUAUCGAAACCCCAAAUGCUUCGGUGAAACACACCUCAGAUUAGAUUCAACGAGUAAUAACUCAUCGGAAUUAGCUUGGUCAGAUGCAUGGGAUUAGACGUUAAUCGAAAAGUGAGUCGAAAAAUUUUCGUAAUCACCUGGGACGAAGUUGACUAGUGAGUCUUUUAAUUUCUUUGUUAUGAUUUGCACAGCUCGUGCGGGUAUUAAAUUUCUCAGGAAUGUUGAAUGUGCUCUUGAAUAAUUCAUUCAAGACCUCUGCCAGUAUUUUACAACCGUACGCAACUCGGCUCCAUACACGUAGACCGACUAUACGACAUACGUACCUUAUAUUAAACAGAAGCUGUACGUUCGAUACGCGUGCUACUUGACUCGUGGCCACGCAAACACGCAAAUGAUGCGUAUGAAGAUUAAUUUCCAACGUACUUGUGCGUACGCUGCAGCAUAUCAAAUAUUGUAUAAGCGUAAAGUGACAAGGCGUCACCAUAUGCGCAAAUCGACAGGUGACUUCAUCGAACAUGCUGCAGCAUACAUUGUCGGACACGAGGACAAUCUGAACAUUUUAUACCUACUAACAGUAAGUAGUGUAUGAGUCGGUCAGGUGUGCAAUUUUAGUGAUUCGCACGUGCAGAGGGUAAUAAUAAUCAUCCACAGUCACUGGUGAUCCGUUGUACCUGAAAAUCAAUGGUCGUUUGCGAAAUUUUUUAAUUUUUACUUAGACCUUCUGAUGUAGAUAUUACAAUUAAACAAUCACCAAUUA